Molecule: messenger RNA, 1567 nt
Organism: Amoebophrya sp. A120
Lineage: Eukaryota; Dinophyceae; Syndiniales; Amoebophryaceae
Source: the annotation of a GenBank genome assembly
CUGCUGCAGUGCUUUGCUCAAACUUCGUCCCUCUGGGAUUAUUUUUUCUUUGCAAUUAUAUACAGGGUUUUAGAAGCAAGGAGCCUUCCUACUAGCCUCACACUUGUUUGUCUUUGUAGGUCUCGUGCUUAUAAUUCGGUGCAUUAGAAGCGAUUCUGGAUCUUAUCUAACGCAAUUUCAUUUAUUCUUGCAAAUUUUCUCUUUCUGGCCUCGUGCGUUUGAAUCGUCAAAAAAACCAAGAUUUUGCCCCCUCCAACGGAAAUAAAACCUGUUUCGAAGUCAGUGGCAAUUUUGAUAUCUGCGCCUGCAGUGGAAACGCAGUCGAAAUGUUGCCGGGCACCACGAAGACUGAGCUGCCACGCGGGGUCAUGCUGACAGCCCUGGCCGUCGUGGGGGCCGCGUACUUUACACCCGGCAUUUUUGUGGACGGCGUUAGCUUGCGUCCGGCAUUUCGGGCGUUUGGUUCUCCAGAAAUUCCGCAGGAGCAGAUGAUCCGCGUACGAGUUGGACUUUCCGGGGACAAGACAGAGACGUUGCCCGGGAACAUCAGCGCUGCCGAGGCGACACAAAAGCUGCAUGCCAUGGCUGCGGGGCUAGUACCAGGACACGACGCAAUUGUGUACGGCUCUAGCUCUACACCUACAACGGCGACGGUUGAUAGUUUAUUGCAGGUUGGUACAACGUUGGGCAGUAUCCUCCCACCCGGUACUGAGGAAAUUCAAUUGGUCGCUGGGAGCCCGCGCUUGUUCGAGGAGAUGCCUGCCGAUGGUCGCUGGAACCCCGCUGAAGUACAGCUCCUUCAGCAAGAAGACAUUAGGGAGGUACGUUUCGAAAUCAGGCACCCAGCCCUUGCAUUAAAAAACGAUAUCCGCGAGGUCUUGAGAAUCAGCACAGACGACUUGAUUGAGGACCGGUACGCCACCGCAGCUAAAAAGAAAUACAACUAUGCAUCGCAAAUAUGUCUGGGUCUGGGCGAUAGAUGCGAACUUGUGAUGCGCAUUUAACGACACACACGACCACACAAAUCUCUCAUGCAUAGCCAGCAAAAUGGUACAUUUUUCCACUUCCUGUCAUCGAAGUGGGGGAUUUCUUGUCAUGCGGAUUGGGCAUUGCGGAACCUUCCAUAAAAAACCUGUGAUGCUAGGGCUUCCAUGCCACCAGACUUUCCGUGUCAUGCUCAAUCUCAACAUGCAAACACAGCAUGACAAAGAUUUGCAAUCAUCUUCCAGACCCAGACAUGUUAGCAAUGCAUAAGAACCUGUCGAGAACUAAGCUCGAGGAGUAUCUGACGCACCUGCGCACACCCCCCCUCCCUCUCAUUUGUAUAGCAAGAACAGCAAUACGAACACCAGCGCACGUGGAGCCACUGCAUGACAAAUUUUUUGUGUGCCUAGUGUAGUACUGUUUGGGGUUCAUCCGGAAUUUGUCAUGCAAACAGUGCCACAAGGCAGCGACUGGAUUUGGGGUUUUGCAUGACAAAUGAGGGGGCGAAGGGGAGUUGUGCACUGUCAUACGGGCGGACCUACAGGUAAUCAACGACAAGGAGGUGAAGAAGGCCCGCGAGGCG